AGCUAUAUAAGUCCACACCAGUUCAAAAGGCUGCUACAGUUGGGUGCGUGGGUGGAAGUCUGGCCGUCAUAUAGAUUCUCGUACGAGAUGGUGCUGUGUACGAUGUCGCCCGCCCGCUUGACUGCGUUGCUGUUGCUGGUGCCCAUGGCCAUGGCCACGUGCCCAUGCCCACCCGCGCCCCAGUCCUCCAAAGUGUGCGGAUCCAACUUUGUAACAUACGACAGCCAGUGUGCCCUGGACUGCGCCGCUGUGCAACAGCCCGGACUCGUUACUGCCCACCCUGGAUCAUGCUCCGACUUAUACAGCGCACUCAAACAACCGACUAUCGGAAACCCAUCCAACAAGCUGCGGAGCUCGGUUCGCUCAUCCCUUGAUGACUUAAAUAAAAUAAAAAGUUGUCAGGAAACAAAGUGCGCAGCGUCCGCCGAAAAUUACUGCGGCUGCAGCUCUAACGAUGUCCAAUGCAUUGCUAAGUGUGGAUUUUCUUGCCCUUGUGACUGUUAUGGUGUUUCAGCGGGCAAGUCAGACGCCUCUCAGGUGGUCAAGUGCAUGGCAGAUAACAAUUGCGUCGGCAAUGCAUUCUCGUGUGGUGUCCGCUGUGGGGCUGAUCAGGAAUGUAACGCCAAGUGCGCUCUAGAGACCUUUGACUGUCAAUGCAAGUGCAACGGCUCUCUCGCCUUGCGACCCACACUCGGCGUCGCCAUCGCGCUCCUGUCAGCAUGGCUCAUCCAGACCAUAGGAUAGAAAAGUGAAUUUUAAUAUGACUAAACAGUGACAAGAAAACUCUCAUAUUUGUGGUUUCGGAUGUCUUUCUCUUCACUGAUAAACUAAGUGUUCAACUGCUCAACACUUGUAAGUGUUGAACUGCAAGGUAAAUACUUGCAAGUGUGCAACUGCAAGUUGAAUACUUGCAAGUGUACAAAUCGGUAGGCGUGCACUUACAAGUGUGCAACUCCUCGGUUGAGCACUUCCUACACAGUGAGCGUUCCAUCUAAGGAAGUGUUCAACCGAGAAGUUGUACACUUGCAAGUGCACACCUACCGAGUUAAACACUUGCAAUUGUACGACUACGGAGUUGCACACUUGCAAGUAUUCAACUUGCAGUUGCACACUUACAAGGGUUGAGCAGUUGAACACUUAGUUUAUCAGUGUUGUGGGAUCAAUGGUGGCUGGCUCACGGCUCACGCCGCUUAUUUUCGUAGUUAUAUUGUACAGGCGGCGUGAGUCAGCCACCUGGCUUCCCGAAAGCAAUAAAAUAUGACACGGUAUGUUUAACAUUAACCGUUAAUGAUAUUUCCUCUGAAGAGCUACUGUUGGGGUAAUUCUUCCGCAAAGAUCGCUGAUUCCUAUGAAACGCCUUGUAUACCGGAUUAUGGAUGUAUUAAACCACUACCCUCCUCCA
This is a messenger RNA of Frankliniella occidentalis (western flower thrips), 1402 nucleotides long. RefSeq names its product balbiani ring protein 3-like. Gene Ontology annotation, molecular function: protein binding. The record is from RefSeq and is a predicted model, not a curated record. Bases 88 to 744 code for a protein of 218 amino acids. The transcript has 3 exons. NCBI's taxonomy places the organism in Eukaryota, Metazoa, Arthropoda, Insecta, Thysanoptera, Thripidae.